Molecule: messenger RNA, 1212 nt
Organism: Aspergillus fischeri NRRL 181
Lineage: Eukaryota; Fungi; Ascomycota; Eurotiomycetes; Eurotiales; Aspergillaceae
Product: S8 family peptidase
Exons: 4
Coding region: 1-1212 (403 amino acids)
Biological process (GO): proteolysis
Molecular function (GO): serine-type endopeptidase activity
Source: RefSeq, a predicted model, not a curated record
AUGCUUUCUAUCAAACGCACUUUGCUGCUCCUUGGAGCUGUCCUGCCAGCCGUGUUUGGCGCGCCUGUCCAGGAAACUCGCCGUGCUGCUCAGAAGAUUCCUGGCAAGUACAUCGUGACCUUCAAGCCGGGCACCGAUGCAGCUACCAUUGAGUCUCACACUCUUUGGGCCACUGAUCUCCACAAACGCAACCUGGAGCGUCGUGAUGCCACCAGCGGCGAACCUCCCAUCGGUAUCGAGAAGAACUACAAGAUCAAGGAUUUCGCCGCCUACGCCGGCUCCUUCGAUGACACUACCAUCGAGGAAAUCCGCAAGAGCGCAGAUGUUGCCCAUGUUGAGGAGGACCAAAUCUGGUACAUUGACGCCUUGACCACUCAAAAGGGCGCCCCAUGGGGUCUGGGCAGCAUUUCCCACAAGGGACAAGCAAGCACCGACUACAUCUACGACACCAGCGCUGGCGCUGGCACCUACGCCUACGUUGUCGACACUGGCAUCAAUGUCAACCACGUCGAGUUCGAGGGCCGCGCAUCGCUGGCAUACAACGCCGCUGGUGGCAGCCAUGUUGACAGCGUCGGCCACGGAACGCACGUUGCUGGUACCAUUGGCGGCAAGACCUACGGAGUGGCCAAGAAGACCAACCUUCUGUCCGUCAAGGUCUUCCAGGGCGAGUCCUCUAGCACCUCCAUCAUUCUUGACGGUUUCAACUGGGCUGCCAACGACAUUGUGAGCAAGGGUCGUACUAGGAAGGCUGCGAUCAACAUGAGUCUUGGCGGUGGUUACUCUUAUGCCUUCAACAACGCUGUUGAGAACGCUUUCGACGAAGGUGUCCUUUCUGUCGUCGCUGCUGGAAACGAGAACACUGAUGCCUCGAAUACUAGCCCUGCUUCCGCUCCUAACGCUUUGACUGUUGCUGCGAUCAACAGGAGCAACGCCCGCGCCUCCUUCUCCAACUAUGGCUCCGUUGUCGACAUCUUCGCUCCCGGUCAGGAUAUCCUUUCCGCCUGGAUUGGCUCCAACACUGCCACCAACACCAUCUCUGGUACUUCCAUGGCCACCCCUCACAUUGUUGGCCUGUCCGUUUACUUGAUGGGUCUCGAGAGCCUCUCUGGCCCUGCUGCCGUGACCUCUCGCAUCAAGCAGCUGGCCACCAAUGGUGUUGUCACCAACGCUCAGGGCAGCCCCAACAAGCUUGCUUACAAUGGCAAUGCUUAA